AGGUGCCACUCGCAGCCCAGAGGAGAGGACAGGAAACCCCCGGCACACGGUUCCCGAGUCUGAGCCCGCUCCCGGCCUUGGCCCCCGCGCCCCGGGCGGUGUCCCCGGAGCCGACGACGCCGAGGAGCAGCAGGGGCAGGCCCCACAUUCGUAUUCGGAGGCGGCGACCCCCGGGUUGCGGGAUGGAAGCGCGCGUCCGGAAGGCUGUGUAACUGGAGCCGCGGGAGUCAGCGGGCCGGAGAGCGUGGCGGGCCACCCUCGGCUCAGCCCGUGGAUGUUGACCACCCCCUCCGAGAGUCCCCGCAGACAUGGCGGAGAGCUGGCUACGCCUCUCCGGAGCGGAGGAGGCCCGGCCCGAGGGAGGCUUGGAGGAGCCCGACGCCCUGGAUGACAGCCUGACCAGCCUGCAGUGGCUGCAGGAAUUCUCCAUUCUCAACGCCAAGGCCCCCGCCUUGCCCCCGGGGGGCACUGACUCCCACGGCUACCACCAGGUGCCAGGCUCGGCCGCACCAGGGUCCCCCCUGGCGGCCGAUCCCGCCUGCCUGGGGCAGCCGCACACUCCAGGCAAGCCCACGUCGUCGUGCACGUCGCGGAGCUCGCCCCCGGGUCUGCAGGCCCCGCCCCCCGACGACGUGGACUAUGCCACCAAUCCGCACGUGAAGCCACCCUAUUCCUACGCUACGCUCAUCUGCAUGGCCAUGCAGGCUAGCAAGGCCACCAAGAUCACUCUGUCCGCCAUCUACAAAUGGAUCACGGACAACUUCUGCUACUUCCGCCAUGCAGAUCCCACCUGGCAGAAUUCCAUCCGCCACAACCUGUCCCUGAACAAGUGCUUCAUCAAAGUGCCUCGAGAGAAGGACGAGCCAGGCAAGGGGGGCUUCUGGCGCAUCGACCCUCAGUACGCCGAGCGCCUGCUUAGUGGGGCCUUUAAGAAGCGGCGGCUGCCCCAGGUCCACAUCCACCCGGCCUUCGCCCGCCAGGCCGCUCAGGAGCCCAGCGCUGCCCCGUGGGCCGGGCCGCUGACCGUGAACACCGAGGCCCAGCAGCUGCUACGGGAGUUCGAGGAGGCCACCGGGGAGGCGGGCUGGGGUGUGGGCGAGGGCAGGCUUGGCCAUAAGCGCAAACAGCCACUGCCCAAGCGGGUGGCCAAGGUCCCGCGGCCCCCCAGCACCCUGCUGCUGACCCAGGAGGAGCAGGGUGAGCUGGAGCCCCUCAAAGGCAACUUUGACUGGGAGGCCGUCUUCGACACCAGCACUCUGGGUGAGGAGCUGGGCACGCUGGAGGCCCUGGAGCUGAGCCCACCGCUGAGCCCCGCCUCGCACGGGGACGUGGACCUCACCGUCCACGGCCGCCACAUCGACUGCCCCGCCACCUGGGGGCCUUCAGUGGAGCAGGCUGCCGACAGCCUGGACUUCGACGAGACCUUCCUGGCCACAUCCUUCCUGCAGCACCCCUGGGACGAGAGUGGCAGUGGCUGCCUGCCUCCGGAGCCCCUCUUCGAGGCCGGGGAUGCUGCCCUGGCUGCCGACCUGCAGGACUGGGCCAGUGUGGGCGCCUUCUUGUAAGAGGCCAGGCCCCGCCCCACCUCCGGACAGCACCCGAGUCAGGGCCCAGACUGCCCCCCAACACAGGCCGAUUGAAUCCUACCGCCCAGGCAGGGGCUGGGCCAAGUCUCCCAAGGCUGGCCCCACUAGGCCACACGGUCCCUAGCCCGGGCUGCCCUCAGAAGACAGCCCAGGAGGCUGAGAACUGGGGCUCAGGACAAGAACUGCUGCCUCCCCUCCCCAGCCCCCCCACACACAGUGUUUCAUUGACCCUCAUCUUCCCUUCUCCAGGGACCGGCUAAAGAGCCCCCCACUGUGAGAGCAGCGGCCUGGAGGGGCGCUGCCCUGGCCGGGGAGCAACAGGACAGGGCCCGUCCCCAGCCCCUCGGCUCCAGGCUCCAGUGCUUCUCCCUCCCUCCCCGCAACCCCCCCCCCCACCGCCUUUCCUCCCCAGGUCUCUAUCCAGAGAAAGUUCCCAGGUACAACAAAUGCUAAUUAGGUGACAGCAAAUUAACCCCCUAGAGGCCUCUGCAGGCAAAGCCUCCCAGGGGCUGGGGCCGGGGCGGGCAGUAGAUGGGGCGCAGAGCUGGGGGAGGGGGCAGAGAGAGGAGACGGACGAGGUCGGGGUGCCAGGUGGGGCAAAGAAAUUUUCUAAGGCCUCUGGGGUCUUCUCCUGGCCCCAUCUCCAGAGGUGGGACAGAGGGUGGAAACUCUUCAUUUUUGAGCCCAACUGGAGGCUGAGAGCAGCAGGGAGUUGGG
Messenger RNA from Pteropus alecto (black flying fox), 2303 nucleotides. It is a transcript of the gene FOXJ1, whose product is annotated as forkhead box J1. Gene Ontology annotation, molecular function: DNA-binding transcription factor activity; sequence-specific DNA binding. Bases 309 to 1565 code for a protein of 418 amino acids. Lineage: Eukaryota; Metazoa; Chordata; Mammalia; Chiroptera; Pteropodidae. The transcript has 3 exons. The record is from RefSeq and is a predicted model, not a curated record. Gene Ontology annotation, biological process: regulation of DNA-templated transcription.